AUGUUCGCCAUCACCCUCGUCUCCAGCUUGCGGCUUAUUCUUGCCGCUUGCUUGUUGUCUUCUCUCUCACAAGCCAGCCUGAUCCCGAGCAACCUCCUCGGCGGCCGAGGACUGAGCCCCUAUCCGAAACGUACCUUGGGGGGCGUCUCUGUCGUCGAUACUCCGAUUGUGCGGGCGGCUGAGGCAUUCGCUAGACAGAACGGCCAGGACUUCACAUACAAACAUAUCAUGCGUUCGUGGCUGUUCGGCGCACUCGUCAUCCAUCAUAACGAAACGCUGCGUGCCACCAUCGAUCUCGAGGUUCAUGCGGUGGCCGCGCUUCUCCACGACUUGGGCUGGGAUCGGAACGAUGGCUCGCCCGUAGUCAGCGUCGACCGUCGGUUUGAGGUUGAUGGCGCGAUCGCUGCUCGGGACUUUAUCAGAGACCACCGGGACGGUAAACAAUGGGAAGAGCGGCGAGUGCAGCUGGUCUGGGACGCUAUUGCGUUGCAUACCCAGCAGAGCAUCGCCCUAUUCAAGGAACUGGAUGUCCAGGUAGUGCAUAAGGGCAUUAUCACGGAUUUCGAUGGCCCUCAACUGGGUAUAACGGAGGAAGAAUACGCUGCCGUGGUCAAGGAGUUUCCAAGGGACGACUUGCGGUAUGGUCUAAACGAGACCAUUGUCUGGCUUUGUAAUACCAAGCCUGCUUCUACUUAUGACACCUGGAUGCAACCGUGGGGAGAGGCGUAUGUCUCUGACUACUAGGUAUUCAGCGGUGGGGAGUCGUCUAUUCGAUAGGCCGAUCUAUUGAUCAAGAUUUUGCGUCUACG
Molecule: messenger RNA, 809 nt
Organism: Chaetomium fimeti
Lineage: Eukaryota; Fungi; Ascomycota; Sordariomycetes; Sordariales; Chaetomiaceae
Exons: 2
Coding region: 1-744 (247 amino acids)
Source: RefSeq, a predicted model, not a curated record